Seriola dumerili (greater amberjack) is the source of this 2785-nucleotide messenger RNA. RefSeq names its product protein inhibitor of activated STAT 2 (gene pias2). Gene Ontology annotation, biological process: regulation of transcription by RNA polymerase II; protein sumoylation. Bases 20 to 1660 code for a protein of 546 amino acids. The transcript has 14 exons. The record is from RefSeq and is a predicted model, not a curated record. Gene Ontology annotation, molecular function: transcription coregulator activity; SUMO ligase activity; zinc ion binding. Lineage: Eukaryota; Metazoa; Chordata; Actinopteri; Carangiformes; Carangidae.
AGUAGUCACGCUGGGCGGGAUGACCGGAACAACAAGAUGGUGGAGAAUGAGGAGUUUCGGGAGUCAGUCCUGUAACACAGACUUCAGCCUGUUGACCGAUGAAACAGCCGCGUGGCCCGACGUCAAAACCAGCAUGAAUCUCCAGCAGCCGGCCCCCCUCAUUCCCCCUGUUCACCCGGAUGUGCAGAUGAAGCCCCUCCCCUUCUACGAUGUGCUGGACGUCCUGAUCAAGCCUUCGAGUCUCGGAGCGAGCACUGCACAGAGGUACCACCAAGAAAAAUAUUUCAUCUUUGCGUUGACGCCACAGCAGGUUCGAGAAGUCUGCAUAUCCAGGGACUUUCUACCAGGGGGUAGGAGGGACUAUAUGGUUCAGAUUCAGCUGAGGUUUUGUUUGUCAGAGACGAGUUGCCCUCAGGAGGAUAAUUACCCCAACAGUCUGUGUAUUAAGGUCAAUGGGAAACUUUUCCCUUUGCCAGGUUACGCACCACCACCCAAAAACGGUGUGGAACAGAAGAGACCAGGAAGACCGCUGAACAUCACCUCCCUCGUCAGACUCUCAUCCGCUGUACCCAAUCAGAUUUCAGUGACGUGGGCACCUGAGAUCGGAAAAACCUACUCCAUGUCUGUGUACUUGGUGAGGCAGCUGACGUCACCACUGCUGCUGCAGAGGCUGAGGAUGAAGGGCAUCAGGAACCCUGACCACUCCAGAGCACUAAUUAAAGAGAAGCUGACAGCAGAUCCCGACAGUGAGAUCGCAACAACGAGCCUCAGAGUCUCACUAAUGUGUCCGCUGGGUAAGAUGCGGCUGACGGUGCCGUGCCGGGCGGUGACCUGCUCUCACCUGCAGUGUUUUGACGCCGCCCUCUACCUGCAGAUGAAUGAGAAGAAACCCACCUGGAUCUGUCCUGUGUGUGACAAGAAGGCUGCGUACGAGAGUCUCAUCAUUGACGGUUUGUUCCUGGAGAUCCUGAACGACUGCUCAGAUGUGGAUGAAAUCAAGUUUCAGGAGGAUGGAACCUGGUGUCCCAUGAGACCAAAGAAAGAGGCAGUCAAGGUCCCGUCUCAGUCAGUUCCUAAAGUGGAGACUCCUCUGCGCCAGCCGUCAGUGGUCCCUCACUCUACUGAGCCCAGCUCCACCAAGAAGGCUGAUGUGAUAGAUCUCACUCUGGAGAGCUCCUCCUCCUCUGACGAUGAAGAGGACUCAGACCCUCCACUGAAGAAACGCUGUGUUUACAUUUCCAAGAGCGAGGAGAUGCAUGCAAAGGGAGUGUUGACCUACCAGCCCACCGUGCGCAUGCCGAACAUCCAGUCCCUGGACCCGUCGUAUCUGACCUCUACGCUCGCUGACUAUGCAGUCCCCUUCCACCCCUCCACCCUGGCCUCCAUCCCCACAGACAUGCAGAGUCUGGAUUUGUUUUCAUUAAUCCAAGCAGAUCCUCAGCAUUACCGGCCUCAGAUGUUCCUGGACAACCUGACCAGCAGCAUGCAGAGCGCAGCCGCAGCCAGCACCAGCUCCGCCCUGGUCUCCUCCAGCAGCCACUACGACACCAGCUCCCACACCGCCAGCUCCAUCCACGAAACCCGGGUCAUCACGGGAGGAGGGGGGGGCGCUGGAGGCGGGGCGGACAGUGGCAUCUCAGACAUCAUUUCUCUAGACUGAGCCACGUCUCUCUGGACCUUUUCAGGCCUGGUUUUUGUGGCCUUUUUUUUUAAAAAUCCGGACUACAUGUACAUGACGAGUUUUACAUGGAAGCAUCCAAAUUGGUAUAAAUGAGCUCUUUGAUGACCUGAACGGUUUCCGCAGGCCUGUCUGUCUCUGUCCUCUGGUGUUUCGUCCUGUGGGAGGAUGGUGAAUGGUUUUGGUGACCGAGACAAACAUUUUCCCAAAGGUGUGUCAGUGAAGUUCUCCAAUCUUUAAUCACAUUACAUCAAAACAAAGGUUUAGUCCAACACCCCUAGGGUUUUACUUCUGGUCUGUCUCUCUUCACCUGUCACUCACUGACGUCGGGCAGGGAGUGUACACUGAGUGGAAUCAGAGGAAAACCUCUCACAUGACAUGUCUGUGUUCAUAUCAGAAAUGUUGCCUUAACCAGUAUGCAGUUUCUUUGUGUUUCACCGGACAGUUUCACAGUGACUGUAUAGCUGGUCCUCUGACGUCCAUACAUCAAUACAGAUACAAUACUUAAAUAACCCGUCCUCAGCUCUGCAGAGGUCUGAGGUUUUCCUGACACUCUCUUUACACGUUGGAAACACGCAGGACAUUGAAAUCUUCAUUUGUACCAAUUUGUUCGCCUGCACAUGUGAAUCUGACUUCAGCGCGUUCAGGCAUGGUCGACCUGACCUGUGCCUCAUCGUCACAGAGCAGAGUCAGGCUGAGGGGAGGAAGAGCUCGGACUGACAGCAUCCUUGCAUGUGACUCACUGGUUGGAUGGAGGAGCCCCUCCCCCCCCUGUGGACUGAUGAACAGACUCUUGACUGUGGAGGUGUCUGACCCCCCCCCCCACUCAGCGUGGGCGGGGCUGUCUCUGUCUGUGUCACUGUAUCUGCUCCAGCUUUGCCUUUCAUUUACACUGACAGGAACAAGGAGGGCAGGUCAGUAACUCAUGUUUUGAUUGGCCCUCACAGAUGUCACUCAGAACCUCGAUGGGGGUUGUUACAGGGCAGCUUCUCUGUCACACAAAUGUAAAGUUUGUUCCUUUGUUCCGCUGUAAUUUAGUCAGAGCAAUAAUAAUUUAACUAGUGUUAGUUAAUAAAGUUGUAAAUGUAGUUCAGCUACUGGUCCACA